Messenger RNA from Kwoniella botswanensis, 447 nucleotides. RefSeq lists its product as uncharacterized. The coding region runs from base 1 to 447 and encodes 148 amino acids. Lineage: Eukaryota; Fungi; Basidiomycota; Tremellomycetes; Tremellales; Cryptococcaceae. The record is from RefSeq and is a predicted model, not a curated record. The transcript is spliced from 6 exons.
AUGUUGACCAAGUCGUUGUUACUGAUCGUACUUACUUUCUUCGGUAUUGUUGCCUGUUUACCUGUCAACGAUGACUCGACUGACGUGGCAGGUCCAGAUAGGAAAAGAUGUCUUGGACAAUGUUAUCCAGGUAAAAGGGACGAGCCCGAGCCUGCUAUUGCUCAGACUUCCGUGGCGUCUGAGACUGGACCAGAUGGUAAAAGAUGUCUGGGACAAUGUUAUCCCGGUAAGAGGGAAGAAACCUCUUCCGAGGCAACUGGCGAGAUCGGACCAGAUGGUAAAAGAUGUUUGGGACAAUGUCAGCCCACUAAGAGGGAGGAGAAAAGAUGUAUAGGUCAACAAUGUUCUCCUAUGAAGCGAGAGGAAGAAGAAAAAAGAUGUGUAGGACAAUGUGCUCCACCAAAGCGGGACGAUAAACUUGCUCUCGAGAAGAAGUGUAUUGGUUAA